UCAGCUGUCUUAAUAGGGGAUUAAUUUUUGGAAACUGAUUGUCAUUUGAUCUGUGCGGAAAGUUUUGGUUGAGCUGUGUUUUGGUUAUGCAAAGAAAAGAAAAUGGAGGCUGUUAUUGUUGGAGAUUUAGCGUGUUUGGAUGUGGAGCUAUUGCAUCUCCAGGAGAUGUCUCCUUUAACUCUCAAAUCCUAUCCUGAAUUCACUCAAAAGCUUUUCGAUCAGUGGCUUUCGCUUCCCGACGCUAUCAAGUUGGUAACAUCAUUGGUUAAUGAUGCAAAGGCAGGUAAUCCCUUGAACGUUCCUGGAAAUGCUUCCAGUGGAGGGUCUCCCUCAAGCCAUUCUUUACCUUCCAUGUUUCCUGCCGGCAGUGCUCCUCCUCUUUCACCAAGAAGUACAUCUGAUUCCCCUCGUAUAACAACAAAACAAAGGCCCGGUCCUUCAAACUUGGGUUCUCCACUGAAAGUAGUUAGCGAACCCGUGAAAGAGUUUAUACCUCAGUUUUACUUUAAAAAUGGUCGUCCACCUCCAAAUGAUCUAAAAGAACAAUGCAUGUCUCAAAUCAGUCAGUUCUUUGCUGGCCACCCUGAUGGACUACAGCUGCCACGUAAGAAACAUGUGUGCUUCGCUUUGACUGAUAUUUCUGGUACUCAUUUGAUAUUCAUGUUUUACUUUCUAAAAUUUUCAGAUUUCAAACUUGUCACCAAGGAAGUCUGCAAGCUGCCUUCAUUUUUCUCCACGCCACUUUUCAAAAAAAUUGAUGUUAAUGGCACUGGUUUGGUUACAAGGGAUGCAUUUGUGGAUUAUUGGGUCAAUGGAAACAUGCUGACAAAAGAUAUAGCAACCCUAGUUUAUACCAUACUAAAGAAACCAGAUCUCAAAUACCUUGCUCAGGAGGACUUCAAACCUUUACUCCAAGAACUAUUGGCAACUCAUCCAGGGUUGGAAUUCUUACAGAGUACACCUGAGUUUCAGGACAGAUAUGCUGAAACUGUCAUAUACAGAAUAUACUACUACAUAAAUAGAUCUGGAAAUGGUCAACUCACUCUUAGAGAGUUGAAACGUGGGAACUUGAUUGAAGCCAUGCUACAUGCUGAUGAGGAAGAGGACAUUAAUAAAGUUUUGAGUUACUUUUCGUACGAGCAUUUUUAUGUAAUAUACUGCAAGUUUUGGGAGCUGGAUACAGAUCAUGAUUUCUUGAUUGACAAGGAGAACCUUAUCAGAUAUGGUAACCAUGCGCUUACCUACCGAAUUGUCGAUAGAAUAUUUUCUCAGGUUCCCAGAAAGUUUACCGGUAAGGUUGAAGGAAAGAUGGGGUAUGAAGAUUUUGUUUACUUCAUCCUUGCAGAGGAGGAUAAGUCAUCCGAGCCUAGUCUUGAGUAUUGGUUCAAGUGCAUAGAUUUGGAUGGCAAUGAAGUUAUAACUCGUAAUGAAAUGCAAUUCUUUUAUGAGGAGCAGUUACACCGAAUGGAAUGCAUGGCACAGGGGCCUGUUCUCUUUGAGGACAUCUUAUGUCAGAUGAUUGACAUGAUUAAACCGGAGAAUGAGAGUUUUAUCAUGCUGCGUGACUUGAAAGGUUCUAAACUUUCUGGAAGUGUUUUCAAUAUCCUUUUCAAUCUUAACAAAUUCAUGGCCUAUGAAACUCGUGAUCCAUUCCUCAUUCGUCAGGAGCGUGAAAAUCCUACGUUGACAGAAUGGGGCCGUUUUGCACAUCGAGAAUAUAUUAGGCUUUCAAUGGAAGAUGAUGUUGAAGAUGCCUCUAAUGGAAGUGCUGAAGUUUGGGAUGAAUCACUUGAGGCUCCCUUCUGAGUUGAAUAGGAAAGAGAAAUGUUGCCUCGAAUCAACGAGGAAGCUUAUAUCGGUCUCAUUGGAGGAAUUUAGGAUGUACUCCCAACCACCGGUGAUGGAUUUUCAGGCCUUUGUACAUGCACGGUUCAAUCAAACAUGAUGAAUAUCGCAAGUGGAGCUCUACUUUAUCUAACCCCCUUCCCGCAUUGAUGAGUUUUUGCUGGGAGGUACUGAUCAACAUCCAGUUUUAAAACAGAUCUGAACGAUAUUUAUUAUCCUACCCACUCUCAAUUUCAAAGAUACAACGGAAGUCCGUCUAGUCCUCCGUCAUGUCCCGGUUCAUUCGUUUCAUGCUUUUAAUGUUAUUGUUGAGCAUAGGAAUUUUGGUUUGGAUCAGGUCAUGGUCUAGUUAUUCAGUUUUAGUUGUGCUGUUGUGAACAUAGGUUAAGCAAUUGGUUUAAUUAUCUGUGAAAUUCAAAAUUUUUGUUUGUUA
This is a messenger RNA of Hibiscus syriacus, 2278 nucleotides long. Its product is annotated as probable serine/threonine protein phosphatase 2A regulatory subunit B''gamma. The transcript is spliced from 13 exons. Gene Ontology annotation, biological process: protein dephosphorylation. Bases 103 to 1806 code for a protein of 567 amino acids. Gene Ontology annotation, cellular component: protein phosphatase type 2A complex. Gene Ontology annotation, molecular function: protein phosphatase regulator activity; calcium ion binding. The record is from RefSeq and is a predicted model, not a curated record. Lineage: Eukaryota; Viridiplantae; Streptophyta; Magnoliopsida; Malvales; Malvaceae.